Molecule: messenger RNA, 9828 nt
Organism: Mus musculus (house mouse)
Lineage: Eukaryota; Metazoa; Chordata; Mammalia; Rodentia; Muridae
Gene: Ercc6l2
Product: excision repair cross-complementing rodent repair deficiency, complementation group 6 like 2
Exons: 18
Coding region: 4497-9029 (1510 amino acids)
Biological process (GO): double-strand break repair via classical nonhomologous end joining
Cellular component (GO): chromosome, centromeric region; centrosome; mitochondrion
Molecular function (GO): ATP binding
Source: RefSeq, a predicted model, not a curated record
UCAGUAGCUCUUUUAAGGGCAUGCUCCCAGUGACCGGAGUCCUCCCACUAGCUUCUAGUUUUUUCUUACAAGUUUUCACCUCCCAGUAGUGCCAGGUUGGGGAAUAAGAAUUUCCUACAUGAGACUUUGGAGGGUAUGCAACACCCGAUCUAUAGCACUGUAGUCAUAUUCUAUAUUAUUAUAUAACAUUCUUAUUUUCCUUUACUUUUAUAUAUUCAAAUUGUUUCUAUUGUUGCUUUAUAAGGCCAGUGAUUGCUUACCAAUUUUUUAGGUUAAUUAUUCCUUUUUAUUUGGUUUAAUCCUUUAAGUUCAAAAUUCUUUAAAAGACUCUCUAGUGAAAGCCCAUUGGUCUUGUUUGAUAAUAUUAUUUGCUUUAAUUAAAAUCUAGGUUGGCAGUUAUCUUCCUUUGGCACUUUGAAGUCACACUCCCAUUGUUUCUUGGCUUCAGUGUUACUAUGGAGAUGGCUGCUUUUCUUGGUGUCAUUUCAUUGAGAGGUAAUCUGACCUUUUUAAAGACUCUCAAGAAUCUCUGCUACUUUAUUUUGUAAAUUUUACUUCUGUGUCUGGUGACACAUUUUAUUUACAUGCACACUCUUCAUAUUUCCCUCUAGGUUUUUGAACUUUUGCACUUUAUUUGGGGUCAUUCCUUCAGAUCUCUCAGUUUGUAAUUUUCUGUUAAGAUGUUUCAUAUGCUCUUUAUCUCACUACUGCAUUUUAGAUGCCAGUAACUGAAAAUUUCAUUUCCAGAGUCUUUUUAAAAUUUUAAUCUUGAAGGUAAGUGUCUUUUCUUUUCCUCCUUUUCCUUCCUUCUUUCUUCCUUUUUCUUUUUGAAACAGGAUCUUACUGUGUAGCUCUGGCUAGCCUGGAACUCCCCAUGUAGAACCAGACUGUCCUAAAAUUUAGAGAUCCACAUGUUCUGCCUCCUGAGUGCAGACAUUAAAAGUAAUAUAUGCCACUAUGUUUGACUAUCUGGUACUUUUUGGCGUUUUAUUUAUCCUCAUGCUUCCUGGUUAGUAAUUUUAAAACAUCAAUAAAUACUUUAGCUACAGUUUAAAAAUACCUUUUACUCUAAUAAUGGAAACUACCAGGGUUCUACUUCUGUUGCAUAUUUUCUGUACUGGAUCUUGUUCAUGAUGGCUUGUUUUUAUUUAUUUGCUUGAAUUUUGGGAUUGUAAACUGCUUGAUAGGGCUUUAUUUCUGAGGCCUGAGACAUGAUAAACAUGGUUCUCUUGAAAGGAUGUACCUGUGUUUUCCAGCUACCUGGGUGCACCUAAUUUGGUAGUUAUUGUUUUGGGAUUACUUAGAUGGUAUGAAUCGUGCAAAUGCAAAUCCUAAAUCUAGCUUUAGAUAUAGAAAAGUAUCAUAGAAAAUCAACAGCAUUCAUGAAAAAAGAUGCUUAAAUAGGCACAUGCUUCUCUUUUUUUGUUGUCUAGGAAAUCCCCAUUUAUAUGUGUAGACAUGUACGUGCAAAUAUACGUGCAUGCACACAUGGAGGUUGAUAAUACAUAUCUUCCUUGAUCAUUCUCUACCUUAUCCUUUGAGAGGCUGUCUAAAACCAGAGCCGACCGAAUGACUAGCUAGCGAGCCUAAGGAAUCUACCUGUCUCUCUCCCUCCAAAACUAGAGUCAGGGUUAUAGGUACAAACACCCAUACCUAGGCUUUGUGUACAGAUGUUGGCAAUCUGACUUCAGGUCACUUUACUGACCAAACCAUCUUCUGACACUAGUUCUUGUUUAGCUGUAGAAUUUUCAGGCUUAUUAUCUGACAUGAGAUAAAAUACUACAUCAAAGUAGUACAGCUUUAGUUUUUCAAAUCUAAAAAUCUCUUCUGAACACUAUUUUAUAGACAUCAUAUGAGAGUAAGUCAGGAGGGCUGGGAACAUAGCUCAGUGAUAGAACACAUGUCUACCACACACAAGACCUUUCGUUUGAGACACAGCCCCAUAUAUCUCAGGCUGCCCUCACACUUGCUAUGUGGCUGAGGAUGACUUUAAACUUUGAUCCUUAUGCCUCUAUAUCCCAUGUGUUUGUCACCACUCUGUUUAUGUGACUCUGGGGAUUGAACACAAGGUUUUCAUGCAGGGUAGACAAGUACUCUAUCUACCAACAGCACCAACCCUUGAUUUGUAAAUGUUAACAUUUAAUUUACUUAUUGGCAAAGGAUAUAGAUCUACUUCAUUUCUUUUCUCUUACUAUUACUUAACAUCUUCUUCCAUCUACCUUAUAUCUAACAAUAUAUCAAGAAAGGCUACAACCCAAACUCACCUAACACUCUUAUGUUUUCAUACCUAUUGUUUUUCAUGAGAUUUUUGAUAAAUCCUUUUUUUUUUUUUGGCAUUUUCGAGACAGGGUUUCUCUGUAUAGCCCUGGCUGUUGUCCUGGAACUCAAUUUGUAGAUUAGGCUGGCCUCGAACUCAAUAAAUCCAUUAUUUUAAAGAUUUAUCACAUAAUAUAUAUUUGCCUUUUAUGUUGUGAACAUAAGUAGAAACCAAUUUUAAUAAAGUAUUGCAGGGUUAAUUAUAUUAAAAGUCUCUUUGGCAUCCAAGUAAAAUUCUUUUGAAAUGCUUAUCAUGACUGUUAUUGGGUGCUAGAUGUUGAGCCUAGGGUCUCAUGCAUAUCAAACAUGCUAUACUACAGUUAUAUUUUUGUAGUCUAAAUUGUCUUAAUGUUUGCUGUGUUAUCAAUUGUCAGUGGUUUUGCAUGCAAUAUAGUCAAUCCAACAACACUUAUACUGACUUCAGAAAUAUAUCACAAUUUCACCUUGAAGUAACUGGCAUCCUAGUGUUGGAGGUUUACAACAUCAGCAUCCACACAAGAGGAUGACAGGCAACCGACAAGAACAAAAGCUACCCUAAGGGCAGGAUGCUUAACCUUUAAGACAUGUUCAUGUUAUGACUGUUCCCAUUUCAUUAAACAGGACAAUCAUGGCAAUGCAGUUACAUAAGAGACACUCAAAGGUGAGGAGUCGUCUUGUUAGCUAGAAGGAUAUUCCUUUAACAAGGUGAUUUCUUUCAUUUCAAUGUUUAUUUUGGAUUUAUCAAAUCACUUGUAGUUUCAGUAAGGCCUUACAUCUUAAACCAACAGGCAAAGGCCAGCCUGGUCUACAGAAUGAGUUCUAGGAUAGCUAGGGCUACGCAGUGAGAAGGCCUGUCUCAAAAUCCCUGCCUCCCCCCAAAAUUUAUUUAACUCUUUAUUUUUUGCAGUUACUCCCCUUUAUUCAGGCUGUUGUUACUAGCUAAAUCAAUAUUCCUAAAUGUUUCUCUUUAUAAAGCUUUUCCUAUUGCUUUGCAAACAAGUGACACUCUUAAUAUAGCACUCCUUUGAAAAUAGUCUACUAGUCUUAGUAGUAUCUGCAAAGAAUGGAGAUCUCUUUGUUGAAUAGGCAUAUAGUAUAUACAAAUAAGAUCCUCCAGUAGGCAGGAUAAUGAUCCCCAAGAGGAAUUUGUGUCUCUAAAUCCAGGAACCCAUACAUGUUAUCUUACAUGUCAAGGGGCCUUUUCUGAUGUAGUUAUGAGUGUACACCUGAAAAUAAGAUUAUUCUGGUGAGCUCAAAACAAACAAACAAACAAACAAACAAACCCCCCCAAAACCCAAACCCAUUGUGGAAGGCUCAGGAAAUGCACUAUCCUUGGCUUUGAAGAAAGAGGUCAAGCCAAGGAGUGGAGAUUCUUCCACUUUCUAGGAAGGAAUGCAAUUUCUCUGACUUCUGGAUUUUUAGCUCUACGAGACCCGUACACAGGCACAGUGGCCUAAAAAAAAAAAAAAUCACAAGAAUUCGACAUGAAGAAUACAUUUGGCUUCACGAGCUUGUUCAGGAGAUGUUGGGACAGGCAAAAUCCAUUCAGCUCGUGCGCAGAACGCUGUGCUGGAGGCAGCAGGCUGCGUGGUGUGUGCUUCUCUCUCAGGGCGAGGCACAGUCGCUGCUCUUCUCAGAUGGCGAAGAAAACCGAACCCCAGGGGUUGCCUUGUUUGUGCACGAGUGAGUUACGAUAAAGUAGGCAAACCCAAGAAAACGCCCUCUUAAGGCUCGCCUCCUGAAGCUCCUAGACGACAAGGCCACCACAGUGUCAAUGGUCUGUGCAGGGCUCACACUGUCUUUUUCCGCCCUGGGAGGAUGUCACACACCUCAGGUCGUGGACUCCCUCAGCGAAGAGGGUCGAGGUCGCCGACUAAUGCCAAAUCUCGCGAUAUUUGGGACGUUCGCGAACUGCGCGAGGCUGACCUCGUCUGGAAGGGAAGCCGCUUCCGCCCGCUGAAAGGCUAGUCCAUCUUCUCGCGAUAUCUGGAGGGAGGCGAGCGAUGGAGCGCAGAGGCGCUCGUUCUCGCGGGAUUUACGGGCUCUGGCGAGCGUUGGCUGGUCGCUGAGGUGACGCCGCCGCGUCAGGCCCCACAUAGCGCCCCCCGCUCCGGGCGGGCGAUGCCCGGCAGCCGGCCCACGUGCCGUGCUCUCCUCGCCGCCGAGAGCGGCGGGGCUGCCGGGUGCCUGCCCCUAGCCCGAUGGACAUCUCCGCCCCGCAGUCCCGCGCAGACUCCCGCAAAGACAGGUGGUGUCCGGGAGAAAGAUGUCUUGCUCCAUCUUUGGAUAACAAAAAGCUUUGUGAAGCAAGCAUAAAAUCUAUUACUGUGGAUGGAAAUGGGAAACCUUUUGCAGUUGUCCUGUAUCCAGACUUUCAAGAAAAGACAAUACCUCUUCAAAGACUUCAAGAAGUAAAAUCAACUAAAGAUUACUCCAGAAGUCUUAUAUUUGAUGAUAAAGAUUUAGAAAAACCUUAUUUCCCAGAUCGAAAAAUUCCAUCUUUGGCUAGUGCUUUUCAAUUAUCUGAAGAUGGAGACUCAAUUCCUUAUACUAUUAAUAGGUACUUGCGAGAUUACCAAAGGGAGGGGGCUCAGUUCCUCUACAGACACUACAUAGAGGGGAGAGGGUGUAUUCUUGGUGAUGACAUGGGACUUGGAAAAACAAUACAGGUUAUUUCAUUUCUGGCUGCAGUUUUGCAUAAAAAGGGAACUCGUGAAGAUAUUGAAAAUAACAUGCCAGAGUUUUUACUAAAAAGUAUGAAAAAGAAGCCGCCUUCUACAGCUAAAAAGAUGUUCUUAAUAGUUGCUCCUCUUUCUGUCCUCUACAACUGGAAGGAUGAAUUGGAUACCUGGGGAUAUUUCAGAGUUACUGUUUUACACGGUAGCAAAAAAGACAAUGAGCUGCUUCGUUUAAAGCAGAGGAAAUGUGAAAUUGCUCUGACGACCUAUGAAACACUGCGCUUGUGUCUGGAGGAGCUUAACAGUUUGGAAUGGUCAGCUAUUAUUGUAGAUGAAGCUCAUAGAAUCAAGAAUCCAAAAGCCCGAGUUACAGAAGUUAUGAAGGCUGUGAAGUGUAAGGUCCGCAUUGGCCUCACUGGUACUGUCCUUCAGAACAACAUGAAGGAGCUGUGGUGUGUCAUGGACUGGGCUGUGCCAGGACUUUUAGGUAGCAGGAUUCACUUCAAGAAGCAAUUUUCUGACCCAGUGGAACAUGGCCAGAGACACACAGCAACAAAAAGAGAACUUGCUACUGGCCGAAAAGCCAUGCACAGGCUUGCAAAAAAGAUGUCUGGCUGGUUUCUCAGGCGUACCAAGACUCUUAUCAAGGGCCAGCUGCCUAAGAAAGAAGACCGGAUGGUGUAUUGUUCUUUGACAGACUUCCAGAAAGCUGUCUACCAAACAGUGUUAGAAACAGAAGAUGUGGCUCUGAUCCUCACAUCCUCUCAGCCUUGUACCUGUGGCAGUGGCCAGAAGCGCAGAAAGUGUUGUUACAAGACCAACUCACGGGGUGACACAGUGAGAACCUUGUGCCUUAGUUACCUGACUGUGCUUCAGAAAGUAGCUAACCAUGUUGCACUGCUGCAGGCUGCUAGCACCUCCAAACAUCAGGAAACAGUUAUCAAGAGGAUAUGUGAUCGGGUAUUUUCCAGAUUCCCAGAUUUUGUGCAGAAAAGCAAAGAUGCAGCCUUUGAGACACUUUCUGACCCUAAAUAUAGUGGGAAAAUGAAGGUCCUCCAGCAGCUUUUGAAUCAUUUUAGGAAACAAAGAGAUAAGGUUCUUCUCUUUUCCUUUUCCACCAAGCUGCUGGAUGUGCUGCAGCAGUACUGUAUGGCCUCGGGCCUCGAUUACCGGCGACUCGAUGGAAGCACAAAGUCCGAGGAAAGGCUCAAGAUUGUGAAGGAGUUUAACAGUUCACAAGAUGUGAACAUUUGUCUUGUCUCCACAAUGGCUGGUGGACUAGGUCUCAAUUUUGUUGGGGCCAACGUUGUUAUAUUAUUUGAUCCAACUUGGAAUCCAGCCAACGAUCUUCAAGCUGUUGACAGAGCGUAUAGGAUUGGACAGUGUAGAGACGUUAAAGUGCUUAGGCUAAUAUCCUUGGGCACAGUGGAGGAGAUCAUGUACUUACGACAAGUCUACAAGCAGCAACUUCACUGUGUGGUGGUUGGAAGUGAAAAUGCCAAGCGAUACUUUGAAGCAGUACAAGGAUCAAAAGAACAUCGAGGAGAGCUCUUUGGUGUCCACAACCUCUUCAAACUAAGGUCCCAAGGGUCAUGUCUUACGAGAGACAUCCUGGAGCCUAGAGACCCUGACUGUCAAGAACCCACAGAUGUUUGUGAGCUCUACAGCGACAUCAGUGAUGAGGAGUCGGUGGGCCAUUCCCUGGGAAAGACUGAUAAACACAAAUUCUCUGACACCAGUAGAACUCCAGGCUUCCCAGCACAGCUCACUUUGCUACAAUGUGGAUUCUCUAAGUUGUUUGAGGCAAAGUAUAAGUCAGACCAGGAUGGCGAUGGCAACCCUGUCCCCAGUGACGGAAGUUCUGAUGAGCAGCCCAUGUGUCUUUCUGCAGAAGCCAGACAGGCUGCUCGUCAAAAGACUUGGGACUCUGUUUGUACUUCAGAACAUCAGAAAUCAGAUAACAUCCAAACUCCAGAUGAAAAAUGUGUUUCUGAUAAAAGUGAAAAGACUUUAGAACAGAAUGUUUCUUCUGAAUCUGAUGAUGAGACAAAGGAUCACCGUACAGCUGGACAUCAUUGCAUGGGACAGGGUGACACAGAGUCAGAAGACAGUGAUGUCAUCUUUCCCACACAGUAUCCCACUCAGAGAAUCCCUAAGAACCAUAUACGCUUUAAGCUGCUGUUAGGUGAAUCUGAAGAUUCUGAAGCAGAAAACCCUGUGAAAGUAAAUCAUGGUGAUGACAGACAGAACAGUGGCAGAGGGAAUGGACCAGUUCCAAAUCUCUUGUGUCUCGAGAACAUGACCUCAAAAUCUGUUAGGAAAAGAAAAGGUACAGAUGAUAUUAGCGAUGAGUCUGAUGACAUUGACAUGUUCCCCAAGUCAAGAAUAAGAAAGCAAAGAGCCACUACUUCCUUGAAAUUUAAGAGAAAAAAGGAAAACAAAAGGAAACUUGAUAAUUCUCCUGUAACAGCAAAGGAAGCAAAUCAAGUGUGUGCAGCUGAUGGAGACCGUAGCUCUCAGGUUAUUGAGGAUUUUUCAUCCUCAGAUGACAAUUUAUCUCUCAGCCACUUGAGUUUCACUAAACUAAGUCACAGAGCAGAAACUGUAAAAGAUAAAAUCAGCUUGUCCCCCAAGCUGCCUGGCCCAGAUAAGAAAAAUAACACUUUUAUAUCAAGAAAACCACCAAGCUUUCUAAAUGAAGGAGUUAUCAGUCAAGAGCAAAUAUGCAACUCAAUGGAUAAAAUAUUAGAUGGUGUUCAGGAAGUGGCUUAUAUCCACUCAAAUCAGAAUGUGAUCGGCUCAAGCAGAGCUGAGAACCACAUGAGCCGAUGGGCAACGCGUGAUGUGUUUGAGUUGAAGCAGUUUUCCCAGCUCCCUGCUAAUGUAGCUGUUUGCAGUUCUAAGACAUACAAAACUCAGGUGAAGGCAAACAUAGUGUCACCUACAGAGAAAGAUCAACCACCAAGUGAUGGAGGCAUUUCCUCUCCUCUGUACGUAUCCCACCCUGUAGUCCAGAAAAAGAAAGAUGUAUAUCGUACUAACCAUACUACCUUCAUCAUUGGAGAAACACCAAGAGGAAUCCGCAGAAAGCAGUUUGAAGAAAUGGCCUCUUACUAUAAGCUGCCUGUAAAGGAGUUUGCUGAACAAGUUACUAGGGCCACAUCUGAAGAGCGACAGAAAAUGCUCAGAGACUUCUACAGUCUUCAGCACCCAGAGGUAAAGGAGUUCUUUGUGAAUUCUGCUUCAGAAUUGAUAAAAUCUGUCCACAAGAAAGAAGAGAGGGUGAGGAAUAAAUCUAAAGAAAAAGAAUCUCUUUUAAAAGAAAACCCCUCAAAUGAUAGUACUUUAUCAUGUUAUGAUUCCACCAACAAAAUGUCUCAAGUUUACAACAGAAAAAUAUGUGAAGGAAAAUCAGUCAGAUCUCAGAAUCAUGUUUUCCAUAGAGAAGACACAUUUUCUAGUGAUGCAGAGAUUAACAAAUCACCUGUCAGCUUUACUGAAGAGCUUCACAGUGAGAGAAAGGACCACACACCCAAGGAUACCACAACAGUCUUCUGUCCAAACAGCAACUCUGAAGCCCUGGAGGCAGAGCUAGGAAAUUCCCCAGGACGUCAGUGGGACCUCACAGGAGCAUGCGGUUCAAGAAACAGACCACUUUUCAAGUUGAGAAACAAAAGGGUAGAAAACCCAGGGUCAGAAAACACUCCUGAGGAUGGCUUACUUGGUGACACCUCUAUUCUUAACGACCUCUUUAAAAGCCACGGGGAAGGUCCCACACAGCUGCCAAAGAAUGUUCUUUCAGGACCUGUGGCAAAAGCAAAGCAGAAACCAAAAGAUUUCUGGGACAUCUUGAAUGAGCAGAAUGAUGACAGUCUCAGCAAACUCACUGACUUGGCAGUGAUAGAGACGCUGUGUACCAAAGCACCCAGUACCUCAGCCUCCAAAAGGAAAGAUGAGCUGGAAGCUUCCCUUUGGAAAGCAAACGAGAAGUUUUUGUGGAAGACAUUAAGCUCAGAUGUUGACGAUGAAAGCAUAAGCAAUACAGAGAGAGAGUAGGACAUGGACGUGCCAUUAACCUAGAUAUUGAUGAGCUGCUGGCCCUGGCUAUGGAUGUUCAUGUAUGGGGCACACUGAACAUUUGUUUACAAACUUGUGUAUUAAAUUAUUGCUUUAGUAUAAUCUAAACAGCCUAGCAUGUUAUCAUGGGUUCUUUCCCUAAUAUCUGUUUUAAUCAUUAACGCUCAUGUAUGUAGUUUAUGUAGUACUGGAGGUCAAGCCCAGGACUUUAUGCAAGCACUCUGGGCAACUGAGCUACAUCUCCUGCCCCAGAUUUGGUCUUCAGAACAAAUGUAAUUGUAUCAUAUUGUAACGUGUCAUAAUAUAACUAUUAUUAACUGGCAUCUUCCCUCCUGUGUGAGUCCGUGGCCUUACGUGAGUGACUUGCCCAUUCAUUAUCUGAAAGAUAACCGACACACAGCCUUCCACUUUUAAACUCCAGAAUGCCCCAAAGUCAAGUGGCAGCCACUGCCCUCUCCUCAUUGGCAUUGGGAACUUACUGUUUUCCUUCUUCCUUGGAAUUAUGUUCUAUUACUAUUAAAUUAUUUUAGAUAAAAGUUAUAAUGAAGACUCAACAAUUAGGACUCAAUGUAUGGCAUUAUGUUAAAAAUGCUAAUUUUUAUAAUCACUCAGAGUUUGUGUGCUGUGGUCUAAAGAAAUGGGAUUUUUAUCUUUGCCCAGGAUUCCGAUGCCUUAACUUUUCACAUUACUAUGAUUUAGUAAAUAUAAAUAGAUUUAUAGCCUAACUUUGUAUUUCUUAAGUAAAAGGAAAUGAAUAAACAUUUGAUUUUAAUUGAAA